Penicillium pulvis is the source of this 1194-nucleotide messenger RNA. Its product is annotated as ribokinase family protein. The transcript has 3 exons. Bases 1 to 1194 code for a protein of 397 amino acids. The record is from RefSeq and is a predicted model, not a curated record. Lineage: Eukaryota; Fungi; Ascomycota; Eurotiomycetes; Eurotiales; Aspergillaceae.
AUGGUCGAAACAGAGUUUCCUAAUGCCCAGAAGGGUGAGGUUGAGUUUUGCACGUUGGGAAUGUUCAUAAUAGAUGACAUUGAAUUUGGAGGGUCCAGGCCUGACGUUAAGAAUGUACUUGGAGGAGCUGCCUCUUAUGCUGUUGUCGGUGCCCGUUUAGUCGCGGGGUCGAGGCAUGGACACGCCGUGAGUUGGAUUGUGGAUGUGGGAUCCGACUUUCCACCGGAGACUCUCGCGGUAAUCAAAUCAUGGGGAACAGACUGUGUUAUCAGAGAAGAUCAUAGCAGGCUCACAACAAGGGCUUGGAAUGGAUACCACCCGGAUGAAAAGCGAGAUUUCAAGUAUCUUACUCCCAAGCUGAGGUUAGAGCCAUACAUGCUUUCCGACACACAGGUGUGGUCCCGCACUUUUCAUAUGGUCUGCUCCCCAGCCCGUUGCAUUUCUAUUGUUCAUGAUAUCCUCCAACGACGAGAGCAGCUGCGGGAAGCGGGCCAAGCACCUUCUACGGAGCAUGCUUUACAGCGCCCCAUCUUUGUCUGGGAACCAGUCCCUGAUCUCUGUACACCUGAAGAGCAGGGGAAAUUUCUCGAGGCAAAUCGUGUUGUUGAUGUGGUGAGCCCUAACCAUAUGGAGCUGGGUAUGAUGUUUGAUCAGCCCGGAUGGACCGUGGAAAGUGAAGAAAGCCAAGCUCUAGUCCAGAUGAUUAUUAACGCCGGCAUUGGUCCAAAUGGGGAUGGAUGCAUGGUCAUUCGAGCGGGUAAAGAGGGAAGCUACGCCUAUUCAAGAGACCAGAAGCUCUGGCUCCCUGCUUACCACCAACCCAACACUUCGGGUGCUACAGCCGUGCUAGACCCUACAGGUGCGGGCAAUUCGUUCCUUGGCGCAUUAGCACAGGGAAUGGUAACUGCCGGUCGGGAACCGUUCGAUAUCAUCGAGUCCACCUUGUCACCCUCUGAGAGCUGGAAACAAGCCAUGGACUCCUGGGGCCAGCGUCGCGAUGUGCUGGGAGCACUCAUCUGCGCCACUGUCGCGGCCGGAUUUGUGGUGGAGCAGAUCGGAGUGCCUCAGAUCUCUGUGGACAAUGGAAAAGAGCUGUGGAAUCAAACUGAAUUCGCGGAACGGGUCCGCCUAUACACGCAGCGAUUAUUCAAGACAUUGCAAGAGUCUCCCCAGAGACACCUGUUGACCGAUUGA